Messenger RNA from Helianthus annuus (common sunflower), 1119 nucleotides. RefSeq names its product F-box protein At5g07610-like. The transcript has a single exon. Lineage: Eukaryota; Viridiplantae; Streptophyta; Magnoliopsida; Asterales; Asteraceae. The coding region runs from base 218 to 895 and encodes 225 amino acids. The record is from RefSeq and is a predicted model, not a curated record.
AACCACCACCACUUCAAACCCAAGCACUCCCCCUUUUCGCUGUCUUGAUUUAUACUUUGAUCGUUGUGAUGUUGAAAUCGUGCAAUCUUGUAAUGGGUUACUACUUUGCUCUACCAACGGCCUCAAAGGCGCUUAUAAAUAUUAUGUAUUUAAUCCCACCACCAAGCAGUUGGCACUCGUCCCACCCGUUCCCGGAGAUCCUAGCUCUAUAUGGUUUAUGGGUCUGGCAUUUCAUCAAACAGAUUGUGUUCGCUACAAAGUUAUCUGUGUUCUUUCUGUUGAUGUGGAUUCGUAUCAGAUUCAAGUCUACUCGUCUGACACAAAGGAAUGGAAGAUAUCUAUCGAAUCUUUCCCUGCCUCUAUACCCAUCAUCCGUGACGGGGUUUACUGGAAUGGAGCUGUUUAUUGGGCUUCUUUAUUUGACAAUAGAAAUUACUGGUACUUCAAAAUAGAUGAUCAACAGCUGCACACGUUACCCUUGCCUCUUGGCUUGAUCCCUUCUGAUUCUGAAGUGGUGACAAAGUACUUGGGAGAAUCCAGAGGUCAUCUACAUUUAAUUGCAUACAAGAAUUUCCAAGGAGGUAUGUUACGCCUGAAUGUGUAUGAGAUGUUGAGCGAUCAUUCUGGCUGGUUUGUCAAGUAUCAACUACAGCUUGAUGAACUUCCCGCUGCUGCUUUCCCAAGUAGGAUCGUUGGGUACGUUCCCGAUUAUGAGUUCCAAGUCAUGGAUGUGGUUAGAGGCGAAGAAGAAGAAGAUACAUUCCUGGUGCUGGAAACUCUUGAAAAGAUUAUAACAUACAAUUUUCAUGACAGGAGUUUUAAACAGAUAUAUAGUUUUACCAAAUAUUGUAGUUCAAGUUUUUAUCGUUACACCGAAACCUUGUCUUCUUUCUAAAAGACAUUUCGGAAUGUUUAUAUCUCGUACUAGAUUGAUUUAGUAAAGGUUUGUCUUGGUUGAAAACUUUGUUUAUCAACAAAUUGAAUUUCAUUUACUUGCAAAUGUUUAUGUUUUGGCCGAUUUAUGUCAAACUGGAAGGUUAACUCAACCGACAGUUCCUAGGUAUUUAAGACCAAUGCUUCUAACAUGCGCAGUUAUUGCAAUCACAUCGUUCAUCUUGU